CCGACCGCGGCGGCUCUAAGACACCAAUUGCUGGAGCUAACCGAGCAAUAAUCGUUACCCGAUCGAUCAAUCAAUCAAUCAGCCCAAGAAGUCGAUUCGAUGGGUCCAGUGACAGAAUAAGAAACGCAACUUUACCCGGCUUGAGAUCUUUCGUGUUUGCAGCGUUAUUAAUACACCAGGCGCGUGCGGUAACGUAUCAUAUCGAUAUAUUAUCAUCAGCAGAAUUAAUACAUUCGCAGUUAUUAGUGCUGCCAACUGUACAAAUACGACACACGUUUUUGUAGGAAAAAAAGUGCAGAAAAACGGUUUUCCAGUAACUUCCUUUCAGGGUUACUACGCUGUGACUGUCCCGACCGCUGUGUUCGAGGACGUAACCGGGUUCGAGACUCAUCAUGCUGGAUCCCCGGGCUCCUGGAGCGGUGCGCUGGGCACCGAUCGCAUACUGUACUGUACCUUCCGUUUGAACUGCGGGGAACUUGCGUUCCGUCAGUUGUUAGAGUCGCUGCGUUGCAGUGGGAGGACCCCGGUUCGAAUUCCACAUGCUGGGGCAGUAAAAAAGAAAAGGGACAAAGAACAAUAUGAAUCUCUCUCUCUACCCUUGAUCCAGGUACUUACCCUGAAUUGCCGCAGUUAAGAACGAUCCAGCUGUAAAAGCCUGAGGUAAAUCGGUGUAACUAAGCAGGUUAACACUGCAAGUCAGUCGCCGGCUGUGGAGACAAAAGGCUGAGCUAAAUUUAAAAAAAAUGAGAGCGCAACUUCGCGUGCGUUUGGCUCGAACACAAAGCUCAGCUUCACACACGCGACGCCCCGUCCUAGUAGUGCGCGCGCGGCUUUGCCGCCCACGUGCGGUGCUCGUGAGCCGUCCGUGACGCAGGUGGAAACUGGAAGGACAGGUAGGACAAGGAGGUACGAGGUAAGAGGUACUGCCAGCAGUGUGUUGGUGAAGUGUGUAGGAGGAAAGCCGCCGCCGCCAGAGCGUCCAUCCGUCCAUCGGCUGCUGGCGGCUGAUCCUGCGGGGAUCCAACGCGCGUGAAGUGGACCGAAGCUCAGGCUCGGUGUCACCGGAUCAGCGGGGUGUCCGUCCUGUCGGUGGCGCUCCUGCUCCAGGACACAUCUCCAGGACCCCCCCCCUGCCCCCGGCCUAUGGAUCCCUGGAAAGAGGCACCCGAGAAGUCCAGCUGUGGGGCGACAUGGCUCACACUGCUGCUCUGUGCCUUCGUGCCCAGGCUGUGGGCUGAGUUUUUGGAGCCCCCACCAUCCCUUUCUCUGCACUCCUUAGCAGAGACGCAGACUCGACUGCCCUGUGUCUUUGUGGUGCAAGAGGGGCAGGUGGUGCAGGUGACCUGGACCAGGGAGCAAUUGGACGGCACUAGAGACCAGGUCAUCACUGCACACGGUACAGAGGGACGCACAGAGUUUGGCCGGUUCUCAGGACGAGUGCGCUUUGAGGACAGCAACCCCCUGGGGAACGCCACCCUGGUCAUCCUGAGCACAAUGGUGUCCGAUGAAGGGACGUACACCUGUCACAUCUCAGCCUUCCCCUCGGGGAACUUUGAGAGGCAGAUCUCACUCACAGUGUGGACCAAACCCAUCUCAGCUGUGGACCCGGUGGAGUUGGUGGAGGGACAGUCUCUCCGUGUGGCCGCCACCUGCCGCUCCCUGGCCCACCCCCUACCCGGCCUUUCUUGGGACACGAAUCUGACGGGUCGGUCCCAGAACCGGAGCCCAAGCGGUGGUGCCACGUCCAUCACCUUCUCGGUGGAACCUGUGCGCAGCAUGAAUGGGAAGCAGCUGGACUGCCUGGUAUGGCACCCCUCGCUGCAGCAGCCCCACAGGAUCCUUAACCGCCUUGUGGUACACUACCCCCCUGAAGCCACGAUCACCGGCUACGAUGAGCAUUGGUUUGUGGGACUGGAGCAUGCUUCGCUCACAUGCAAGAGCAACGGGAAUCCAACACCGCAGAACUUCACGUGGAACAGGGACAACGGGAUCCUGCCGGAUGGAGUGCAUGCGCAGGGCAAUGUGUUGCAUUUCAGCCGGCCCCUUCUCGACACCGAUGCAGGCAUCUAUGAAUGCACCGCCAGGAACAGUGUGGGGAUGGCAAAGGACAGCCUGGUGAUCAAACUGGCAAAGACGAGUCGAAGUGCAUCUGUCCUUCAAAGCCCAGUGACCAUCAUAUUGUGUGGGACUGCGGGGGCGCUGCUGAUGAUUACUGUGGUCUCCGUUGCCGUGGUGACAUGCUACUACAGGCAUAAAAAGAAGAAGCUGGAGACUGAGCUGAAUGAAAAGACAGAGGAAAUAGUCUCUCUGUCCAGACAGAACUCCGUGAGGAGACUCAACUCCAUCAACUCCGACCCUCGCAUACAGAUGGAGGAGAACAUUCCUCUCCGACCAGAGAGCGCCCUGUCUUCUCACAGGGACUUCUGCCGCCGAACAGACAGUUACUCGUCACAGACAGGAUGGCGGCGCAGUAGAGCGGGAGAGUGCUAUAAUGCCACCCUUCAACCUACGCCAUCCAACUCCUUGUGGCAGCGUGAGAUGGAAAGGACAUCAGAUGUGGAGAUGGACAGGGAGCAAAACCAGAGCAGGCAGAGAGCGGAGUCCUUGAGGAACCUCAAGACAUCUCCGGUGGAGACCUGUGCUUCUGGACUUUGCAAACUGCAAGACAUGGAGUCCAGAGACCAGUCAUCUCUGAGAACCAGCGUUACUGAAGUCAGGGGAUUACAGGGUCUGGAGUCCAAAAGCUGGCCAUCCCCCUCAAGGAACAGUGUAUCAGAGGGUGAGAGAUCACAACCCUUGGAUUCCCAAGCCUUGGGAUCCCCAGGAAAGACCAAGGAGGACAGACAGGAGCACAGGUGGGAGGAUGCUGAGGGAGAAGAGGAGGACAGCAAGACUAGCAUCAGUGAGAUCUCCCAGGCCAUUUCAACAUACUUCCACUGCAGUAACGGCAUCUUCCAGCCCAAGCGCCAUUCCAACGCGAUCCUCAUUGACCCCAGGGGUCAGAUCAUCUAGAAUGAGAGCGACUAACUUCAGCUAUACAACCUAAAUGUGGAACUUCACCAACAGGCAACAGCGGAGGGGCAGCGGUCAAUGAACAUGGGCAUCUGUGGCCACAAAGUUCAUUUCUGAGCUUUGGAAGAACAAUGUGGGCACUGUUUAUGGCAUCUUUCACCUAAGCUUUGUUUUGUGGACGUUGAGGCUAAACAAACAACAUUACAUUAUCUGGUACUUGGAUUGUGACAUGAAGGUUGGGCAGUGCCCUGAGCUAAAGAACUCAGACUGAUCCAGUAGAACACAAGUGCUCUGAUAGAACAUUGGAAUAGAAAAGAAAUCAUAAUAAAAAUGGAACUGUCAAAUAAUUGUACUGUUUUAUCAAAACAAGCAUGGUUUUCGUGCCUCAAAAGGAAUAACGGUCUUCCUGAAGGUCGGUGAAGUUGUGUGGUCGCCUGUCAGCGGUCUCCUCCAGGUGGUCACCGGGUGCAUUCAGCUCUGAGAGCAGUGCUCCUGUCUUACCAGGGUACACGAAGACCACUUAAAAACUCACCUCUGCUGGCUUGUCCCGGUAAUCUCCCAGCACUUUUUCAAGUAACUGAAUUCGUGCCAGUUUUGCUGUGUUCCCUCUCCAUGUCUAUACACAUAUGACAUACUGCACAUGUAUUUGUUCUCUUCCGUCAAUAAAAGCUGUGGAGUGGAUGGGAGUGACUGCUCACCAGUCACUCUUUUCCCUGUGUUAUCAUUACUUUUACUACAUUUAUUGGCUGUAGGACAAUUUCUAUAUACGUUUGCUCAUUUAAUGUAUUGUAAAAAUGUAUACUGAAACGUGUAUUGCUCACUUACACUGAUCCAUUCAUGUAGGAAUGGAUAUUGGUUUGAAAAGAACCUCUUUUCAGCUGUUUACACUUUAACUGACCUUUUGAAGUAUUCAAGGGGGUUUACAAUGGAAGUACUACACAGUUUUCAUAUUAUAAAACUUUUUUUUUUUUUUUUUUGGCAAUUUAGAUAUCAUGCAGUACCGUCCCAACAAUUUUGUUUUCAUUUCUGUGAAACGCAUCAAAACUGUGACCAUCACCUGUGUAAAUUUGCAUUUACAAAUAA
Messenger RNA from Scleropages formosus (Asian bonytongue), 4095 nucleotides. RefSeq names its product nectin-4-like. The record is from RefSeq and is a predicted model, not a curated record. Gene Ontology annotation, biological process: heterophilic cell-cell adhesion; homophilic cell-cell adhesion. The transcript is spliced from 11 exons. The coding region runs from base 1144 to 3012 and encodes 622 amino acids. NCBI's taxonomy places the organism in Eukaryota, Metazoa, Chordata, Actinopteri, Osteoglossiformes, Osteoglossidae. Gene Ontology annotation, cellular component: adherens junction.